AUGACCAUCAACCUUGACCGACUUCCAUUCGACAUUCUCUUCAACAUGUCGUGCUAUCUCGAACUCGAUGAUAUAUUCUGCCUGGGUAGGACUUGUAGACCAUUAAGCGUCUUGCUAACCGAGAACACACUUUGCCGGAUGGCAAUUGAGUUGCAUGCGCCGUUCAGUCAGGAAGCCAAGCUUGCCCGAGCUUCAAUCAUCACCUAUAGACAAGCAGUGAGGAGUCUAUUCCAUCGCCGGAAUGCGUUCUCUCUUGCACGUCCAUUCUCGGCUCGGGUUGUUGGCUCCGGCACAGACUUUCUUUUCCGGCAAGGGACAGUCUGUCUCUUGGGCGACACUGUCAUUCGUGUGGUUAAUGUCCGUUCAACCCAAACGCCAGUUUCCAUCAAUCUCGGUUCCCUCAUUUUGGACGAUCCGUGUGCGUCUUCCACCUCAUCCGCAUGGUCAUUGCUCUAUUACAGUGACGGGAUCAUAUCAGUUCUGUACACGUCGAACAGGAGAGGGAGCAGAGGUAGAAUAUUUGCUAUCAGGACGAGUACCGAAGUCCAGGAAAGCAGCAGAGUGAUCCAGGAUAUUGCGAUCGAAGACACUUCCAAACUUUUCGUUCGGCACACAUCUUCAGUUCUCUAUUAUGGAACCCACACCGGCGCAGGAUACUCAGGGUAUCGGGAAUGGGAGCUAAGGGGAGUCUCGCUGGAUCCUGGCUUUCGCUUCUCAUCCUCGGUUGCCCUACCACUGGAAGAGUUCUUCGGUACAGAUAUUGGAUCCACCGUCGUCUUUGAGGUACACAAUAAGUACUUCUACGCUUUAUCAAACCAGACAACCCAGGCAGUCGAGGAGAUAGAUUGGACUUCCUUCUACCACUGUAUCCGUUUCCCAAUAAAUGAGCCUCGCCCGGAGAAGAUGGAGAUUAAUCGUCGCAUAUACCGACGCCAACACAACGAAGGUCCCAUCAAUGAUUCAUGGACUGACCUGAGCAUCCAAUUCGACGAACAAACGGACGAUCCUGUUAUUGUGGAGGCGCGCCGCGAAUGGCAGAAUGGCGCCAGCCGUCAGACGCGGACCUUUUACAUGACGAAGAUCAGCUUUGACGAGGAAGCUCCUGACGUACCUCUGCUCCCGGAAAACGACGUCCUCACCGAUGCCCUCGACCCAUAUGACAAGCCGAACUAUGCUCCCCCACAACCGCGAAGCCCUCAAAGCUUUCACCCAGAAUUCGGUCUUGAUGGUUCGACAGCCACGUCUCGGCCCUUCGCCCUCACGCGAACGAAAUUCAGAGCAUACAACUACUCUUGUAAUGCCUUCAUUGAUCUUGUUGAAGACGACCGGUGCUGCGAGGAAUCUCUUACCAUUCCAUGCCUCCGUAUCCGGGUGGGUUCAAGGAGACCAGCACCCCUGAACUGGGUCCCAAAUGACAUUGCCACAACAAAGACACUUCUCGCGUCCACAGAUGGCGAACAGUACCGUUACUCUCCCGUCAGAUUAUGGCCGCCGCCUGCAUCACAAUGUCUCUGCUCGAAACGUCUACACAAUAUCCUAAGCCCACCAGUGGCUAGGAGUGCAGGAGGUCAGAGAGGUAACAGAAUCAUCACUGGUGUGGCAGACGAAAGAACCCUGGUAUACAUGGUCAAAGCCGCACCGGCCUAUGGCACUGUGGAUGAGCCUUUGAUUGGGUCAGUUGUACUUGUUGACUUUAGUCCGCAUGGUAUUCGUUAUGGCCCUGAGCAAGACAGUCGAGCAGGCGCUGCCCCUGCCAACAGUAAUGGCGCACAAGGGACAGAGAUGGAAUGGGCCUGGGGCCCGGGACUCGCUGCAUGCUGUCAGAGACAGCCAUGCUAA
This is a messenger RNA of Westerdykella ornata, 1839 nucleotides long. RefSeq lists its product as uncharacterized. The transcript has 2 exons. The record is from RefSeq and is a predicted model, not a curated record. Gene Ontology annotation, molecular function: protein binding. Lineage: Eukaryota; Fungi; Ascomycota; Dothideomycetes; Pleosporales; Sporormiaceae. The coding region runs from base 1 to 1839 and encodes 612 amino acids.